GCGGAAGGACCGUAAAUGCGGUUGCACUAUGUGCAAACGGUAGGAUAUUGGACAUCAUCUGGUUUGAUUAAAAUGAAGUCGAUAAAGUACAAAGGACAUUAAUCCUAAUAUGCUUUCAAGGUACAUAUUUGUGUGUUAGCCCAGUAAAUAAGGUAGAUGUGUUUCUUUUUCUGAAACGCAAGAGUUUAUAGCAAGUUUAACGGUUUUAUUCCGUAGUUGGCUAGUGCUAGCUAGCUAACCUGGCUAGCUGCUGCGCAGGUGAGUUUCUCAUUCAGCCUUUACUGAAUGCUGUAGCUAUUGUUUUGCUAGUUACCAAACAAAUAGGACAAAAUAGAAGCAAAUCAGAGGUGUGCAUUUUAGCCAAAAAGGAAGGCAGCAAUCCACUGACAUAACCCGCACGAGUUGAGUUUCAACACUUGUACGACGUUCACCUGAAAACCUGAGAUGGGGCGCAGCAGGUCUCGCGACACGUCUGCCGGGAAGACAAAAAGCACACCGGGGCGGGAGAAAAAGCGAGAGAAGAAGAGGAAGAGAAGUUCUUCAUCGUGUUCAUCUUCCUCCUCCAGCAGCAGCGCUAGCCCGUCCCCCAAAAGGAAACCCCGUCCUCCCUCCAGCAAGAGCCAAGAUAAGAGAGAGAACCUGAAGAAGAAGAAAAGGAGUCGGAGCUCCUCCACCUCCUCUUCCUCCUCAUCGAGCUCUUCCUCCUCUUCGUCCUCAUCCAGCGACGAGGAAGCAAAGAAGAAGAGGCAGAGGAGGAAGGCCAAGAAGAAACUGAAAAAGAUGAAAGCCCGGGAAAAAAAGGAGAGGAAGAAAGAGAAAAAGAGGCUGAAGAAGUUGAAGAAGAUGGCAGAGGCAGCGGAGAAGGCCCUGGUGCCUACACUUCCCAGCAUGCCUGUGGAGAAGCCGCCACCUAUCCUGGAGCCGUGGCUGAGUGAGGACACCAGUGAGCAUGGCCCAGCCAUGACGGACGAACAGAAGGCCCGCAUCUCCACCAAGAGGCCCAUGACCAAGGAGCAGUGGGAGGCCCAGCAGAGCGUGAUCCGCAGGGUGGUGGACCCGGAGACCGGUCGUACCCGGCUGGUGCGGGGAGAGGGGGAGAUCCUGGAGGAGAUUGUGACCCGCGAGAAGCACAAAGACAUCAAUAAGAAAGCCACCAAGGGGGACGGGAACGCCUUCCAGAAGAGACUGGGCGUCAAUCGAUAGAGUCCCGGGGUGGUGUGUGCGCCCAGGGGAAAGGGUUUGGGACAGUCUGGGUGUACGGAAGACUGGGGGGAACGUGGGUAAAGAGCCUUAACAAUGGAAUACUCUUCCAGGGUAAGGGUCGACCCCCCCCCCCCCCCAGUCUCAGCUGCACCGCAGAACCCUACCAGUGCUGUAAUCAUUCAGCUGCUUUGCUUCAGAUGGGACAUUUUCUUCCUCUGAGACCUCAAAUGCUAUUCGGUCACAUUCAGUCAAAUAAGAGCACAGAUGAGUCAUUUCUUUUAACUGUUUUUCCAUGUUUUAUAUUUCCAACACCACAUUAUAACAGAGUUGGCCAUUUUGUAUUUGUGCGUUGUUACAAAUUCGUGGACGCAGCCAUAUCGACUCUGUUAGAUCCUUCCUCGUCACACGGCCGAAUCGUGGUCUUUUCACAACGCAGAAAGAGAAACGCGUUUCGUUUCUUGACAGCGAAGCGGCAAAGAAUACGCGACUCAGACAGACUUUCGGGUGUUCAUAUUUAUUUAUACACUGUACAGACACAAGCAGAGGAAGAAAGGAGCCGUCCAGCUGUCUCUACAGCGCUGACGUUGCGUACAGAGAAACCGCACAGGGAGCAGAGCCAGGGAAGGAGAGCCAUGUUGGCGUGAGGUGGUCCACACAUUCAUAAUGAGGCCUCUCUCACACGCUCUCUGAAAUAACACAGCGGGACGAGGCAGCCCCUCAGAGCAGCGCUCGGACCGCGGGAGGGGGCGGCUCGUUUUGGGAUCGCCCGUCUCCCGCUGUGUGGUCACCUGACCUCAGAUCUCUCACUGUGUACUGUGUUAAUUUGUUUCACGUGUGCUGAAUAUUUUAUGAUUUUUUUUUUCCCCCCCAGAAGACCAUUUGUGUAACGGUUCCCUGUAAAUAAAACGCGCUAAAAUCUCG
Molecule: messenger RNA, 2124 nt
Organism: Anguilla anguilla (European eel)
Lineage: Eukaryota; Metazoa; Chordata; Actinopteri; Anguilliformes; Anguillidae
Gene: arl6ip4
Product: ADP-ribosylation factor-like 6 interacting protein 4
Exons: 7
Coding region: 445-1203 (252 amino acids)
Source: RefSeq, a predicted model, not a curated record